GAAUCGAUUCAUUCGACUCGUUUAUUAACUCAAUUGCAGCUCGUAGCCGACCUCACCUCCUCUCUCCUAUCUCCAAAUCCAAAGCAUACAGAGAAAGAGGCAAGAAUCCGUUUCGACGAAAGAGCUCGAAAACGAUGUCUUACGACGAUGUGGAGAUAGAGGACAUGGAAUGGAACGAGGGGCUACAAGCUUACACAUACCCGUGCCCUUGCGGCGACUUAUUUCAAAUCACCAAGGAGGAUCUUCGCCUCGGCGAAGAAAUCGCCCGCUGCCCUAGUUGCUCCCUGUACAUCACCGUCAUUUACAACAUCGAAGAUUUCCUCGACGAUGGUAAAUCAACAAAGAAGAAGAAUAUCGAGCCUCGGAAGCAGCAACCAAUCGCUGUCGCUUAAAACGGAAGUUCAAGCUUCAUGCUAGUGACCUUGAUGAGAGUAAAUGGAGCUUUCCUGGAGAAAGUUUGGUGCCAUGGACUGAUGACAGAAUGUGCAGAUAGGCAGAGAGAAUUUGUUAUCUUGGUGUUCUCACAUGGGAUCGUAUUAAUGAUAAAAUGUUUGGAUUGAUAGAAAGUGAAGAAACAGAGUGAAACAGAUUGAUGCUUUUUAUUUUUGGACAAGUAACAAUAAUUGAGAGGAGUGGAUUUGAUUUCUGGUUUCCUUCUUGAUUGACUUUUAUUUUGUACAGAGAAAUGAGGUUUCACAAUGCUGGUUCUA
Molecule: messenger RNA, 710 nt
Organism: Jatropha curcas
Lineage: Eukaryota; Viridiplantae; Streptophyta; Magnoliopsida; Malpighiales; Euphorbiaceae
Product: diphthamide biosynthesis protein 3
Biological process (GO): protein histidyl modification to diphthamide
Cellular component (GO): cytosol
Molecular function (GO): metal ion binding
Source: RefSeq, a predicted model, not a curated record